Messenger RNA from Corapipo altera (White-ruffed manakin), 1944 nucleotides. RefSeq names its product zinc finger and BTB domain containing 4 (gene ZBTB4). Gene Ontology annotation, biological process: regulation of DNA-templated transcription. Gene Ontology annotation, molecular function: RNA polymerase II cis-regulatory region sequence-specific DNA binding; DNA-binding transcription factor activity, RNA polymerase II-specific. The record is from RefSeq and is a predicted model, not a curated record. NCBI's taxonomy places the organism in Eukaryota, Metazoa, Chordata, Aves, Passeriformes, Pipridae.
GUGUCGCCGGCCUCCUCCUCGCCGGCCUCGCCGGCGUCGCCGUCGCUGCGCUGCGGGCUCUGCGGGCGCGGCUUCGGCUCGGCGGCCGCGCUGGCCUUCCACGCCAAGCUGCACCGCGGGCGCCGCGGCCUGGCCUGCCGGCACUGCGGCAAGAGCUUCAUCCACGUCAAGCGCCUGCAGACGCACGAGGUCGGCUGUCGCGACGGGGACUCGGCUGCCGCCGCCGUCACUGCUGCCGCCACCACCACAAUAACCACCACCACCACCGGCGUCACCGGCGGCGCCGCGUCGGCGGCGCCCAAGGCGGGCAAGAAGGCGCUGCUGCUGCGGCACCGGGCGCUGCUGGAGCCGGGCCCGGAGCAGGAGCCGGUGGUGAAGGUGGUGGACGGGCAGGUGCUGUACCUGUGCGGGGUGUGCCACCGCUCCUACAUGACGCUGUCCAGCCUGAAGCGCCACGCCAACGUCCACUCGUGGCGCCGCAAGUACCCGUGCCGCUACUGCGACAAGGUGUUCGCGCUGGCCGAGUACCGCACCAAGCACGAGGUGUGGCACACCGGCGAGCGCCGCUACCAGUGCAUCUUCUGCUGGGACACCUUCGUCACCUACUACAACCUCAAGACGCACCAAAAAGCCUUCCACGGCAUCAGCCCGGGGCUCAUCGCCUCCGAGAAGACGCCCAACGGCGGCUACCGGCCCAAGCUCAACGCGCUCAAGCUCUACCGGCUGCUGCCCAUGCGGGCGCACAAGCGGCCCUACAAGACCUACAGCCAGGGCGCGGUGACGGACGAGGGGGGGGUCCUGCUGCCACCCCCCGCCGCGCCCGGCGGCGACGCCCCGGCGGCCCCCGCGGCCUUCCCGGUGCCGCCGCCGCGGCCGGAGCCGGCGUCGGUGAUCGCCUACGGCCGCGCCGCACCCUCGGUCAUCGUCCGCGGCAGCGGCGCCGCCGCCUCCGUCAUCGCCUACAACGGGCGGGCGGCCGAGGAGGCGCCGGGCGUGCCCGAGGUGCCGGCGGCGCCCGCGGCGCCGGCGGUGCCCAUGAAGAAGCAGGUGCUGCGCGACUACAUCGAGGCCCAGCGCGCGGCGGCCGCGGCGGCCGACGGCAACAGCGGCAACAAUGACGGUAGCAACGGCGCCGCGGCGCCUGCCCCCAACCCGCCGCCCGGCACCGGGACCCCCGCGGGCAGCGGCACCGGCAGCGGCGGCGGCGGCGGCCGCACCAUGACCUACGUGGCCAAGCCGGCAUACGCCGGGUCGGCGGGCGAGGGGCUGUGCCAGAUCACGGUGCGCAUCGGCGAGGAGGCCAUCGUGAAGCGCCGCAUCUCCGGCAACGACCUGCGCGGCGACACCGCCGGCACCGGCACCGCCGGCGACGCCUCGCCCGCCGCCCGCGACGACAGCGACGCCGAGGACCGGCUGUGGCGGCCCUACUACUCCUACAAGCCCAAGCGGAAGGCGGGCGGCGGCGGCACCGGGAUCCCCGGCCUCGGGCCCCCCGGCGUGGCAGCGUCGGCGUCGGCCAAGAAGCCGCGCUGGCGCCGCAAGCUGCGCUCGCUGCGGUGGGCGCCGGGCGACGACGACGACGGCGGUGACACCGGCGCCGGGGGGGACGGGCGGCGGCGGCACGAGCGGCAGCACCCGUGCCGCGUGUGCGGGAAGAGCUUCACGGCGCUGCGGAAGCUGCGCAAGCACCAGCGGGGACACGACGCGGCACCGGCACCGGCACCGGGGCGGGAGGGGGGUCCGGCGGCGUCCCCGGGGCCCCCCCCCCGGGUGGGGCGUCGUCCGUCGCUGCGCUUCGCCUGCGCCCGCUGCGCCAAGGUGUGCAAGACGGCGGCGGCGCUGAGCCGGCACGCCAAGCGGCACCGCGCCGACGACGACGAGUCGACGCCCCCGGAGUCGCCGCCGCCCCCCGUGUCGCCACCCCCCGUGUUGUCACCCCCUUCU